Molecule: messenger RNA, 1370 nt
Organism: Teleopsis dalmanni
Lineage: Eukaryota; Metazoa; Arthropoda; Insecta; Diptera; Diopsidae
Gene: gsb
Product: protein gooseberry
Exons: 2
Coding region: 1-1350 (449 amino acids)
Biological process (GO): regulation of transcription by RNA polymerase II; anatomical structure development
Molecular function (GO): DNA-binding transcription factor activity, RNA polymerase II-specific; RNA polymerase II cis-regulatory region sequence-specific DNA binding
Source: RefSeq, a predicted model, not a curated record
AUGGCAGUUUCGGCUUUAAAUAUGACACCAUACUUUGCUGGAUAUCCUUUUCAAGGACAAGGACGUGUUAAUCAACUUGGCGGUGUAUUUAUUAAUGGACGUCCCUUACCAAAUCACAUUCGCCGUCAAAUUGUUGAAAUGGCUGCUGCUGGUGUACGUCCAUGUGUCAUUUCUCGACAAUUGCGUGUAUCACAUGGUUGUGUUUCAAAAAUUUUAAAUCGUUAUCAAGAAACUGGAUCGAUACGACCAGGUGUCAUAGGUGGUAGCAAACCACGUGUUGCCACUCCUGAUAUAGAAGCGAAAAUUGAAGAAAUGAAGCAAAAUAAUCCUGGAAUUUUUAGUUGGGAAAUACGUGCCAAAUUAAUUGAAAAUGGCAUGUGCGAUAAAAACUCUGCACCAUCAGUUAGCUCUAUCAGUCGUCUAUUACGUGGUGGAGUACGCUCAGAAACAGGUUCAAAUGCGCAUUCUAUAGAUGGAAUACUUGGUUCUACUUCAUCUGGUGAUGAAAGUGAUGAUGAAACUGAACCAGGUGUACAACUCAAACGAAAACAACGUCGCUCUCGUACAACCUUUUCUAAUGAUCAAAUCGAUGCACUUGAACGUAUAUUUGCUCGUACACAAUAUCCAGAUGUCUAUACUCGAGAAGAAUUAGCUCAAAGUACUGGUCUAACAGAGGCGCGUGUGCAAGUUUGGUUUUCUAAUAGACGUGCACGUUUGCGCAAACAAUUGAAUACACAACAAGUUUCAUUUGGUACAACACAAUAUCACACCCCAACCAGUCAGACUAUGAGCGGUGCUGCAUUAGCACAUACACAUAAUCUUAAUUUCUAUGGCGCUGCAUCCAGCCAAACAUGGCCAACAUUAAGUGGACAGCAAUCUACUACUUCAUAUGAGCCACAUCAUACUUUUGGACGUUCGAGUGGAAAUUCUGUGUCUUCGAUGUCACCCUCCAGCACUACCAGUUCCGCUUCAUUGAGUCCAGUACAUACAAAUGCUUUAGCUGGUGUUCCACAAGUAGCCACAAAUACGUCUUCGAAAACAGCUACCAAUUGUUAUUCAUACCCUGCUAAUGGCGAAGCAAAUACUGCAAUCAACUCCUCGGCCGCCUAUACUAUGCCUACAUCAUCGACAUUUGCUAACACUGCAGCCACGUCUGCUGAACAAUUACGCACGCAAUUUGCUUCUGCCGCUGCCUCCGGUGCUCACCAUCCUUCUGUGUCAUCGUGGGAUAGCUAUAAUUUUCCCGGUCAUUUUUUCCCGACUGGAAGCAAUCAUAUGAACGGAUAUCAUCACCAGGCUGUUAUUGAAAAUAAGACCUCAGCUUCCGCUUACCCAUACUUUGGAUUCUAAAAAAUAACUAUCAUGUUAUA